Messenger RNA from Paramormyrops kingsleyae, 2318 nucleotides. The record is from RefSeq and is a predicted model, not a curated record. Lineage: Eukaryota; Metazoa; Chordata; Actinopteri; Osteoglossiformes; Mormyridae.
GGAGGAUCCUGUACAAACCUGCCAUAGCUUUUAAAGGAGCCAGUGUCAGUGUGUGACAGAGAGCAGCAGUCACUGGGACUCAGUGUGUACUUUACCUCAGUGCUCCUCCCUCUGUCCUGCAGCCAUGAAGCUCCUACCAGCCCUGUUCACCCUCACAGCACUGGCUCUCUCAGGUGUGAAGGCUCAGAUUGUACUGACUGAGUCUGAACCAGUGGUGAAGAGACCAGGAGAAUCACACAAACUGACAUGUACAGCCUCUGGGUUCACAAUCAGUAGCUAUUAUAUGCACUGGGUCAGACAGGCUCCUGGGAAGGGACUGGAGUGGAUCGCUCGCAUUGACCCUGCAGAUGAUACCACUUACUACUCCCAGUCUGUUAAGGGCAGAUUCACCAUCUCCUGUGACAACAGCAAGAACCAGGUGUAUUUACAGAUGAACAGCCUGAAAGCUGAAGACACGGCUGUGUACUACUGUGUCCCUGGCCCACCGUACAAAUUCGACUAUCAGGGUAAAGGCACGCAAGUCACUGUCACCAAUGUUUCAACAGCAUCCCCAACCGUGAGUCUCGUGACUCUGCCCAGCGGGGAGAGCCGUGUAGAUGCUCUAAUGUGUGUCAUUCAGGACUUCCACCCCAAGAGCGUCACUGUGACAUGGAAAGCUGGGGACAGAACUGUCUCAGGACAGACCUGGGAGUCGGAGAAAGGACAGACAGGACUGUACUCAGCCAGCAGUUUGCUGAAGCCAGACAGCAGCGUCUGGGAGAGUGACACUGUGUACACAUGUGAGGUGCAGCACAGUACUAAUAAAACCACUAAGACCAUCAGUAAAGUCCUGUCCAGUAGGUCCAGUUUGGAUGUGACCCUGAAGCCCCCAAGAGUAAAAGAGAUGUUCAUAGAUAACAGGGCUGUGCUGGAAUGCAUCAUGACAGGAGAGGAUGAGGCAAUAAAAGAAGCUGAAGUGACCUGGAUGUUGGACAGUGUACAGGUGACAGAUAAGAUUACACAGACCGGUACAGAAAAGGCAGAUCAGCUCUUCAGAAAGAGCAGCAUCCUGACUCUGGCAGUGAUGGACUGGCAAGGUGACAAAACAGUGAAGUGCAGUGUGCAGCAGAAGGGUGGUCCUACCAUCACAAAGACCCUCAGUUUUGGGCAAAAAGGUUCGAUGUCGCCUCCUACAGUCUCCAUCCAAACACCAUCUACUGAUGACCUUAAUGGAAAAAGUGAAUUCUUCCUGCUCUGCCUGGUAACAGGCUUCUAUCCUCAGGAAAUAUACAUCAUGUGGCAAGUAGAUGGGGGGCAGUAUGAGGAGGGUAUUACUGGAGAGCCAUUCUGGACUGGGGAUAAAUACUCUGUCACCAGUCUGUUUAAUGUAUCAAAAGUGGACUGGGACAGCGGCAAGAUGUACAGCUGCAGCACCAGACACGCAUCUCAGGAGCGAAAGCCCUACAUGCAUAUUCAUGUCUCCAAGUCAACGGGUAAUUCACUGGAAUGUCCUGUAUGUGAAUGACCUUUCUGAUCUGCGGCUAUCUGUGUAAAUGCCACUGAAAAUCCAUAAUGAACAGAGAGCUGCAGCACAUCUCUGUAGACGCCAUUGAGUUUCCUUCUCCUCCAUAGUCACUGCUGUCCUUAUCUCACGUAGACAUGAAAAGAUCAGUGCAGUUUUCAAUGGUUAAAUACUCUAACAUUAGUUACAGACUGACUCAGGAAGUCCACUCCUGUAGGUUUUGUUCACGCAGUAUGAUAAACCCUGACUUUGCUUACCUACUGUAUUUUUUUUUUGGUCUUUUAAUUUUAAUUUCUAAUAUUGUCCUUUUUCUUGAGUAGUUAAUUGAAAAUCAUUGUCUCAUGUUUGUAGUCCAGGCUUGAAUAGCAAGAUUAGCAAAGCAUUAGUGUUUCUUAUAGUUACUGUAAAGCAGAUAAGGUAAUAAAAUGUGAAAGAAUGAUUUUUCUGUAUGCUUGGAUUACAAAUUCCCCUUAUAUAAUUGCAUAUAUUGUGUAAGUUUGGAGUUCAAAACAGCCAUAUCCUUCAUUAAAUUGGAGAAAACAUCUAUUAAUACUCAACCGGAACAGUUAUAGACUAAACUGCACCUGUUUUGUCUGAUCUCUGGUAGAGAUGUUCAUGAUUUUCUGUGAUGUCAUUCUGUCAUAUCUGAGUGACAUGUUCCUCCUCCUGGUGUUCACUGUGUCUGUCUCUGUCCAUAAUGAUGUCAUCAUUCAUCUGCUCCCAUUGUUACGGCUUAUUGUCUCACUGCUUGGAGAUGCAAAUCUCAGAUGGCCUGAAGGUCCUCUUAAACCACCUCAUGUCACUGGAAUAUUGUCAG